Molecule: messenger RNA, 15346 nt
Organism: Callithrix jacchus (white-tufted-ear marmoset)
Lineage: Eukaryota; Metazoa; Chordata; Mammalia; Primates; Cebidae
Source: RefSeq, a predicted model, not a curated record
UCCCAGAUCUUGCAGUUUUUCAAAUAUGUACAGUAAGUGGAUUGAUUUGCAUUGAUUACCUGGUUUGGCCAGUCAAUUCCUGGGCAGCAAGUUGAAAGUGCCCUGUUGUGCUGGAUGGCGUUCGACAUUGAGGUCUCAUUCAUUGACGUAAGACUGUGGCAGUGAAUACCAUCGGGUGGAUUAAAAAGAGCGCAAGUGCCAUCCGCCGGUUGGAACUUGUAACCUGACGGCUGGAUCCUGCAGCCGGGUGCUUGGAAGUCUUCACAGGCAGGAGCCUCAGGGGAAGUUUAUUUUGGGAAUUUCACCUGCCACUAGUGUUCUCUAGAAAUGAGCUUUUAAAAAGAGAAACCAGCUUAACUGCCCACUUUUAUCUCAACGUGUCUUACAAACUGAAAGUCAAGUUAUUCUUGAUUGGUGGUAAAGAGAUCCCCCCAAAUCAGAAGCAUUGGCUGAGCUCGCAGUUUAUUGUGUAGUAAAUGUCCUUGAACCUGCUAACUGCCUCAAACAGCCUCUCUCACUACUUGGGAAUAGAGGGAAUUGGCCAAAAUAGAGCAGACCUGCGUUCCGCUGGCACCAGUGAUGUUACCUUGUGUGAAGAAUGGUGGCAUUGGGACUUAGGGUUGAUUUUAAAAGGCAGCCUCUUUUUGUCCUCCCCAACUUCAGGUUUUUAUUUUUGGAAUGUAACGUUCUAGAGCUUCGGAAAUACAUGGCCACUCUCUUCCAAUUGCCACAAUUUUUCUGUUAGCAGUGACAGGGCUCAGGUGUUUAUUAGCUGGCGGGGUGGUAGCCGCAGUGUGGUUUACACAGGACACCUGGACUGCAGGCUUGAGCUGGAGUUGUGGAACGUCCUGUCGAUUUCACAUUGGGAAGCAGCCCCAGAGUCCCCAGGUUUGUUAGCUGGGACCAGGAAAGGGUUGGGUGUGUCCUCUGUGCCCAUGGCCCAUGGCCUUGACCUGUUCAUCCUUCCUGAGUCAUGGGAAAGGUCAUCCUUAGGGAUAUUUAUUUAUUCUGGAAGAUACUUAAAAAUAUCACAUUAUUAGGCUUGGAUAUUUACUGAUUAGCAUCUUUUAGAUGAGGGCACAAUCCUCCCCUUUGAAGGGGGCUCGAGGGUAUUGCUGAAGGAAGAUUUGAUGUUGAGGUUCCCUUCCCCACGUGGCUCUGAUUCCUUUACCUCCAGCCUUAGAGCAGGAGGAGAGUCCCUCUUCAGGAGUCCCCAGUGCCUCAGCCUGUGGGGACUGUGGUUUCUUUCCUUUGCUAUAAAAUCAAACAGUUGAUAUCAAUCAGCUUUUGCUGUGAUAAUUCUGUGUAAGAAACACUCUGCAAGCUUAGUGACUUUAAACAACAAACCUUUAUUAUCUGCCUCAUGGGUCUGUGGGCCACCUGUGGCUUCGGGUUGAGGUCAUGUCUGCUGCGUGCAUCAUUUUGCUCUGGGACCUAGGCUGAGAAAGCCCCCUCUGCCUGGGACAUUUGCUUCUCCCAGAGGAGGGCAGAGGCUUACAAGCCCAAGGCAGCUGAUGCAGGUGCAGUUAAAACUCCUGCUCAGAUGUGGCAUCAUAUGUCAUGCCUGCUGAUAAAUCCACUGGCUGAAGCAAGUCCCCUGGCCAACUCCAGUACAAAUGGGGCUGGGAAGGGCAUCCUUUCAAAGAGUGGGGACAGAGGCGGGUGGUGGAGAGUGGAUGAGAAUACAACGCAUUGUUUGGUGAAUAUGGCCGUGUCAGAAACUAGAGAGCCUGCCACGCUCAUCUCCCCUUUCUUCUGUGCCAUCUUCUUUGAGGGCAUCAUUCUCAAACUUGAGCAGGCAUCAGAAUCAGCUGGGGGCUCAUUAAAGUGCAGGCCACGGGGCUCCACCCCCAGGUUUCUGAUUCAGCAGGUGCAGUGAUGGGGGGAGCUGAGCAUUUGUUAUUUCUAACAAGCUCUGAGGAAGUAGGAUGCAGCUGGUCCGGGACUGCACUUUGAGGACCACUGGCCUAGUUUUCUGGGGGAGAAGGAGGCUCCUCUGAUUUCUGCCUCUGCACCAUUUCCUGACUCCCAGGGGUGGCUCUCAUCUCAAGCAGCCACCAGCCUCUCCGUGCGCCCUUCACUCCCCACUGAAACACUCCUUGAAUCUAAGUGGAAAGAGAAGAGCUCCUCCUUAGCCAGAGUGAGCUGCUCUGGAAUGCGUCCCGGGCCAGACAUCUGAUUUCAGAUAUGCAGACUUGUGCCGGGUUUCAGCCACCCUUUGACGGCAGAACAGUAGAACAUUCAAGGUGGGGGUUUUACCUGGAGGUUCGGCCUUUGGAAUUUGGGUUACAGUUGAAAUGGGGAUGUCACUCAGGGUCCUGCCUGACUCGCUUGACUUUCUGGGGUGUACACAGAGCCGAGAGACCCCACCCUGGCAGAAGAAGGAAGGUGGGUUUCAGAUGUGGACAGAUCUGGGUUUGAGCCCUGGCUCUGUCACUCAGUGGCCUUGUGACUGUGAAAAGGUCAUCUUCGCUCCUUGAAAAGUUCUGCUUUUUCUUCUUCACAUAGAAAAUGGAGUCGAUGUCGAUCCUGUCCUUGCUGGGUCACGGUGAGGACUGAAUGUAGUCAUGUUUCUGAUUCUGCUUUGCAUGCCGUGCGGGUCUGUGUCCAUGGAUGAGGGUCUCUGUGCCUCUUAUCUGCCGGGCAGUCCCCAGCCUGCUGGAGGCUUUGACUUCAGCAGGCAUCUGCCAGGAUCUCUCCAGGCUUUGGAAGGACGAAUUUCUUUCCCAAAGGCGGAGGAUGAAGAUGGAAGGUUUCCUAUUAGUAUUAUAAUAUCCACUCCGUGUUUACACUUGAAAGCUUUUUGUCCCAGGAGAAGGGAAACUUGCUGUGCUUGUUCAAGGACCUUCCUAAAUUAGCUGUUGAGUUGGGUUUGGAUCCCCCACCCCCACCCCAUCUCUAGUAUUGAAAUUAAUUGGUGCAGUUAACUGCUGAGUUCAUACAAACUGGCCUCCUGGUAUUAAGGAAUUAAUGACACCAAUACUCUGCUGAACGAAAAGGCAAUACAACUUCUGUUUGCUGCCGCCGCCGCCACUGCUAAUUUCAUUUUGGAAAAUUAAUAAAAAUGAAUUGCACCACUGACAUUUAUAGAGUUUCCUAAUAAAAUGAUACAUUGUUUGUGUGGAAGAAUCCCUAUUAAAUUAAUUGUUGUAAUCAGUUCACAUAUAGAUGUUGGUCUAGGAGCUGCAGAGGGGCCCCCUGCUUGUCUCUGUGGCCUGCUGCUGGCUGGGGGUUAUAAAUAUAGUCCUUGCUCAGAUACUGCCCUAAUUACAGAGAAGGCCCCGGGAGCCCCAGCUCACCUGUUUAAUAAUGAGGUAUGCUACACAGAGGCUCCCAGGGCUGGGGACCCCGGGGGCAGCCGUGGUAUCGCAGAGGAGCUGAAUGCUGAGUGUUCCAACAGCCCGUAUUGUACUCUCAGCAGCUGGGAGCUCCGGUUUGAAAAAUCAUCCUGUGGGACGUCUUUAUUUGGCACUUGCUGUGUGCUCAGUGUGAUAAUAAUACCGUUUGGAGACCCCAGGGAAAUUCACACUCCCCACCCUGCCAGGCGAAUUGAGACUCUUGGAAUGAAGAGUGUCCUCCCUCUGUCUAGAAUGUUCUCUCAGCUCCUCCUGCAGGGCUCAACUGGGUGUCCCUUUCUCAGGGAAGUGUCCCUGACCAUGUGAUUUAAAGCCUCGCCCUGCCCCCACGCAGCCAGCCCCCUUCCCUCCUUUCUUGUUUUACGUUUCUCUGGAGCACCCUGUGUCUGUCACGAUUGCCUUGCUUAAUUUACGUAUGCAUUACCCGACCCACUCCAAAGUGUUAGCACCGAGAGGAGAGGGAUUUUUAGUGGGGCUUGUUCAUGGGGCACCCCUGGUGCCUAGAACAGUGUGGACACCUCCCAGACCCUCAAGAAAUAUCUGUGAAAUGAACGAAAGUGAUGUAGAAAGGUGACCCUGAGUGUUGUGAAGGAAGGGACCUGGGUUUUCUCCACUUCUGUUUUUCGGAUAUUUCUAGCCCCGGGAUGGUCCGGUUGGGCCAGCACCGUGAUCUUGGGCACCGCCCAUGGGCCGGACGCUGUGCUUUGAAGCCCUCCCGGCAGCUCUGCCAGGUGUGGAGGGUGUGUGCCCUCCUGGGGCUGCUGGUGAGUCAGUGCUAGAACUGGCACGUGAACCCAGGAUGAUCUCACUGCAAAGCCCAUAACCUUCACUUUUGUGCCUCUGCUCCCCAGAGUGCGUGUGGAGGUUCCCAGGGAGCUCAUCAAUAGCUCCUCUGUUCCUCUCCGCCUCUCACUGCCGUGAAUUCCAAACCAAGAGAAGCGGGCUCCAGGCAAAGAUUCUCUUUGUCAGUAAGUGUGGCUCACACUUGCCAGCCAGGAGGGCUUCCUACCCUGCCCCCCGCCCCUGAAUUGGAGUUAGCCCCCCAGUCACAGGCAGUGUGGAAGGACUGCACAUUACGGUGGGGGAGAAGGCUCCUGUCACCAGAGGGCAGCGAGCAGGGCUGAGCCCAGUCCAGGCAGGCGACUGUAAAACUGAGCAAUCCCAAUAAUUUAUUCCUCCUCCCCUGGGAAAUAGGCAACCUUCCCUGGAAGCCAGGGACACACAAAGCUCAAGAUCGAAGUAAGAGCAUGUCCUUCCCAGGAAUCCUGUUUAUACCAGUUAGAAAGAGGCUGGAAAAAGCUGUUAAUUAUCUAAUUAAUUAAUUAGAUUGAUAUAGAUAGCACCUCAACACUGAAGCACUAAGGGUCUAGUAAUAGAAUUUUCCUAUAAUGAACACUAAAUGUUUUUUGGUCAAUAAGCAAUAAAACAGCCACGUAGAAGGAGGGGGUCUAGAAGGUAAGGAAGAGAAAAGUGCGCCUUGAGUUUCAAGCAGACUCCAGUGGCUCGGAGAGAGCUUCCACUCUCCUCCUGCUGAUUUCUUGAUCCCAUCUGUCCAUUGCAGCUUCAAGUGCCCCAGACCUUUCCCCGCCCUGAUGGCGAUGAACACCAAGCUGUGAUCCUCUGCUCUUUCUUUGCACAUUUUUCCUUCUGGGCUCCCAGGACUCCCCAGCUCUGUGGUCUGACUGUGAAGUCUCCAUGGGUCACUCCCCACAUCUGACUCUGUCUCCCUGGCACCUGGACAUCGAGUUACCAUCUCCAGCUCGCCAUCCUCCCCCCUCCCUCCCUGACCCCGACUCUGCUUUCCAUCUUGUGACUUCCCUGGUUCUAGAAGAGCCGCCUCAUGUUUGGGGACGCCAGGGUGUACACCUUGGACUCCAGGUGGCUUCUCUUUCUUCUUUGUCCCCUGCAUCUCAUUAGUCACCAACUCUGCCAGCAUUUCCAACUUUAAUUCACAUCCUCAUUUUCUUACGUUUCUCCCCAGGUUCGGCUGAGUCCUUACCUCCACUGUCAGGUGUGGAGUACUGCAAUGUCUCCUACUAGGUUUUCCUCUCUAAGCAGAACUCCUCCUCAUUGGUUUUCCUGAUGUGUUCCUUUUUUUCCAUCAUUCUUCUACUUGAAAGCCCUAGAGACUUCCUGUGAGCUUCCAGCCCCUCCAGGGAUGUCUUAAAGGUCACCCUUCUGUCUCAACGCACCCUUUUCAGUUUAUUUUCCUUGACGUCCCACCUCCAAGUGCUGCUACAGUUGGGGAGCUGCUGGCUGCUUUCUGAACAUCUUUCUUGUCCCCCACUUUGGCCUUCACUUGGCAUUGACCUCACCUUGAAUGCCCUCAAGUCCAAUCCGGUCUGCCUGUUCCUUGGAGCCUUCCCCAAACUCACCAACUCAGGGCGAGCCCUUUUCCCUUCCUGCUCCCGUAGCUGCACGUGCUUUGUUGUCUGUUAUUUGCCAAUUCAGCCACCAUGAGUAAGUCUUUCUUCCCUAGUGGGGUGGCAUGUUCCCCAAGGACAGGGUCAUGCCAUCCCUUUUGUUUCUUAUCAGCCUGUGUGCAGGGAGGCCAUGGAGUCAAUGGGGUAGAGUAGGCAGAAGGUGGACAGAGCGUGGACUCAUUGCAUGCCAGCAAGUUUGCCCAGGAGGGGGGAGUGCCAGUGCCCAGACCCUGCCAUCCAUGGGAUUCUUUGUCCUAGACAGCCCUUGGGGUCCUGGUGUGGUAUCAGCCUGUGAGCAGAGGCCUCUUCCUAGAGAGCUCGUGUUUUCAGGCCCCAGGCUUGUCCCGGUGCAGUGGGGGGCUGUCUUCGUUCAGCACCCCCGUAAGACCCCUGGGAGCAACCUGUUGGCCCCCUUUAAGGCGUCUGCUCCUCAGGACAGACAGUUACAGGACUUUUCUAAGGAAGCCCCCGAUUCCUUGUAAAGUUGCUCAAGUGACCAGAAUAGAAUUGCAAAAAUCAUUUAAAAAUUCCCAGAUCUAGAAAGAAAUACAAUCCUGAUACCUCUUGCAACCUGGAUGAAGCUUGAGGACGUGACGCUCAGUGACGUAGGCCAGACACGAACGGACACACGUUGUGUGAUCUGCUGCCUGCAGGAUCUAGAAUAGUCAGCUUUGGAGCUGGACAGUAAAUAGUUUCCAAGGACUGGGGUGGAUGGAGGGAGAAAUGGGGAGUUAGUGUUUAAUGGGUACAGUGUUUCAGUUGGGGACGAUGGAUGGUAGUGAUGCUGGUGGCAGAGCAAUGUGAAUGUACUUUACACUCAACUUACACUUAAAAAUGGUUAAAAUGGUAAAUUUUAUGUUACAUAUAUUUUGCCACAAUUAAAAAAAAAUUCCCUGGCCAGGUGCAGUGGCUCAUACCUGUAAUCCCAGCACUUUGGGAGGCUGAGGCAGGUGGAUCAUGAGGUCAGGAGACUGAGACCAUCCUGGCCAUGGUAAAACCCCAUCUCUACUAAAAUACAAAAAAUUAGCAGGAUGUGGUGGCAUGUGCCUGUAGUCCCAGCUACUCAGAAGGCUAAGGCAGGGGAAUCGCUUGAACCCAGGAGAUGGAGGUUGCAGUGAGCCGAGGUCGAGCCAUUGCACUGCAGCCUGGGUGACAGAGCAAGACUCCAUCUCAAAAAGAAAAAAAAAAUUCCAGAGUUGCUUCUGUAGCUCUUCUUAGGUAUUCAGCUGGGCAGGAUUGGAAGGGGUGGGGGAACUCUGUGUGUGUGUGUGUGUGUGCGUGUGUGUGUGUGUGUAUGUGUGUGCAUGCGUGUGUGUGCGUGCGGGCAUGGGUUUUAGACUCAGCUCAUUUUAGGACUCUGCACUUUGGAACUACUCAGGAAAAAGAAAACUGGGUCAGCAGUGGUUUCUGCACGGUAACCUUUGCAUUAUGCUGAGCUGAGGUCUCGCUUCAAAUUAACACAGAGACAGUCAUGUUAGGUGCAUUUCAGCACUUGUGUAAUGUAUCCAGCAAAUCCUUGGCCGAGGCCAUCACUGGCCAAAGGGCAGCUAUAGGGUGAGGGAGAUGGUGGGUCCCAUGUCUGUCAGAACUCCCAGGGAGCCCUCCUGCCUGAGGAUUUCCUCGCAAGGCACCUGUCACAUAGUUUUCAUCUAUUUCCGGGAUGAGAUGGGGAGUGAGCUGUGGCCUGUAUCCUGAUGGAGUGUCUGGCGCUGUCUCGACAGUGGGAGGGAAAUCCCCAGCCUCUGCAUGGAAAUAGGUCUGCCCUGGAUUCCAGUUAUCUUUAUCCUAGUUAAUCUCAGAAUACAAAAUGUCAAAGCAGGGACAACCCACGGAGGCCACUUCCUCACAUCCCUCCCCCCACCCCACACCAUGUCCAGGAAGGUGGCCAAGGCAGGGGCACUGAUGACCUAUGGGGGGUGUCACACAUGCUGGGCUCCUGAUCAGAGGACAUGCGAGCCUCAUGUGGCCUCAGCCGACUUAGCCACUAGCACCAGCCCAGGGCUCAUGUCUUAGCAUGCUGAGGGUCAGCCUUCAUCCCACCCCUCCUCACUUCUCGGGGCCAGGAGUGCAAGUCAUAGGUGUUCUGGGGGAACCAAGAAGGAAGCAUUGGUGUUGUGUCUGGUUCCUCCCUGGGUUAGACAGCUACCAACUUAUAGCUCCUGCCCCCCACCAUUUUUUUUUUUUUGAUAUGGAAUCUCCCUGUCACCCAGGCUGGAGUGCAAUGGUGUGAUCUCUGCUCAUGCAACCUCCACCUCCCAGGUUCAAGUGAUUCUCCUGCCUCAGCCUCCUGAGUAGCUGAGAUUACAGGUGCCCGCCAGCACACCCGGCUAAUUUUUAUAUAUUUAGUAGAGACGGGGUUUCACCCUGUUGGCCAGGCUGCUCUCGAACUUUUGACCUCAAGUGAUCCACCUGCCUCGGCCUCCCAAAGUGGUGGGAUUACAGGCGUGCAUCAGGGUGCCCAUCCCCCCUUCUUUUAUUAUUUGUAUUUUUAUAAAAAUUAUACAUGUAUUUGAGUAUGUCAAAUGGCUCUAAAAAGCUUGUAAGAAAAGGUAGCAGCCUCUGCCCUACAGCUCAAUCCUGGUUCCCAGGGGCGGCUGCUUUCCACUCUUUUGGUUUUGAUAUUUACCUCCAGAUUUCUAAAUAUGUGGACUCUGCUAUUUCUUCAUUUGUCAAUUUUAGACAUCAUCUACCAGCUUCCUCAGAUGCUGAGGAUUUAGCUUUCUUACUGUGUCCGAUGCUGGGCUCUGCCUUACCUGGGGGAGGGGCUGGUUCAUGGAGGGAGUCAGCUUUCUGUUGGUAACUAUGAGGUUCAGCAUCUACUUUUUUUCUCCGGAGCCCUCUGGGUUCUCUUGACAAGGAUUGGUUGAUGUGCUGCCUAGUUUGAGCUGGCCUGGCUGCUAGCGGUCUGAGAACCAGGCAGGGCAGGGGCUGGGAAUGCCAGCACUGGGAAUGAGAGCUAUCACGUAAGUCUCCCAGUUUUUAGCCUGUGUUUCUUGCCUCUCUUCUGCUGUUUCCAAGUUUGGAGUCUUAUCAGAUUUCAACUCUUCAGAGAAUCAAUGUGUCUCCCAUUGGGGCAGAGGCCAGGGGCUGGUUGCCUGUCUGCUCAGCGUAGACAUAGGACCCUGGGGGUCUACUCCCCCCAACACAGAUUGGCGAGCUCCUUCUGCCUCCCACCCCGUUCCUAACUUCCGCCUUCUGUGGCACCUGCUGCUUCCAAUUUGCGAGUCUUCUGGGGGCCUGGCAGGCCAAUUAGCGUGUUGUUCCUGGUAUCCCCUGUACGGCACUUGGGUUUCCGCUUCCUAGAUUUGACUGUGUCAGCUCCCAACCCUGCAUCUGCUUCCCGUCUCUCUAGAAUGUGUUGGCAUCCCUUAUCCACGCUCGUCUCUGUUCCCCUUGGCUUUCUCCUUGUGGGUUUAUACUUGUUUUCAUUCCUUGCUGUCACUGGUUAGGACUAGUGAUGCCGUGUCCUCCCUGCGAGCCAGCCCUGUUUUUUCCUCGCUGGCCUUCGCCCAGAAUCGUGCGAGUGGGAUCCACUCCCCUUGUGCUCUCCUCCUUCCUCUCUCUCCUCUUCAUUCCUGCUCACUCUCAAGCUAACUUGCUGUUUUCCUCUCUUGCUUUUUUCUCUUUUUCCAAGUCUUUUUCAGUCUGCAGAAAGAAAUGCCUCCAAGUGCAGUUUGGAGGUUUCUAAGUGUUUCUAAGUGCACAACUGCUCAGGCUGGGAAAUCCUGCUGCCAACACGUACGUAUCCUUCCUGUGUGCAAGGGCCCAGGUGCGCAGCCCGACCCGCACCCAGCCCCAGCGCAGGCCUCCUCUCCGCCUUCUUAAGGCACCACUCUUAGUUUAGAGCCUUUCCUGGAAUUGGCACAAGGGCCAUGGUGUGGCCUCUCCCUGAGCAGGAUUUCAGGAAUCCUGGGGAUGGCCAGGGCCAUCCGCUUAUGCUGUGCAUGUACCCUGAUGGUGGCAUCUCUGUGGCUUUUAUUUUUACAUGGUUCUGCUUGUGUCUUCUUUGGAUUAUACCGAGACAAAAGCCUUCACGACAGGGGCUUCAUGCCAGGGCAUCUGUGAAGCAUGCUGGGGUGCCCUGACAGGAGACUGCCCACCCAGGGUGAUGCCUGCCAGCAUCUCCAAGCAGACAGGCUGGCAGUGAUGAAUACUUCUGAGAAUAACACAGCUCCCUGGCACUGUGCUCAUGCAGAUCAAUAGGUAUUUGCAUGCCCUGUCCAUUUCCAUUAAUGGUCAUUUUGUUUUGUUUCUGCCGCCCCGCAGUUUGUUCUUAGCAUCUUCAGCCCCCUCUCCUGGGUUUGGAAAGUUAGGACUGUCUGGUAUUUCUGUAACGGGCCUGGAUUGGCAUCCGUGGUGUUUCCUCUGGAUCAUUUCUGAUCUAAUAAGUCAUUGCUCACUGCCCAUGGAAAGGAAAAGGGAGCUGGUCCGCGGGCCUUGUGGCAUUGUGAGGAGGGAAGGCAAGUUCUCAGAAUAAGGGAUGUUUUGCAAUUCAUAAGUUUCUGUGUAAUGAGUAAUCACCAGAUCAUCUGGUUAUUCUGGGCUGGAGAUUCUACCCCUGCGCUGUUUGGCUAGGAGGUAUUACUGUCUGCUAUUCUUAGAUUUUUCCACAGUCCUUCUUAUGGAGCUUUCUAAAAAAAUUAAAAAUAAACCAAAAACAAAGGCAGGAAAUCUUUUCUGAUUCUCCAGCUCUACUGCAUAGCCCACUUUCACUUGAGCAUUUGCUUUGUGUGGUGUGUGUGUCCUUACAUACACGUGUACACACACACACAGCAUACAUAUACACAGCACACACAUGUACACACAUACAGCGCACACACAUACACACAGCACACAUACACAUAUGCACACACAGCACACACACAUAUGCACACACAGCACACAUACACAUGUACACACAUACACAGCAUACAUAUACACAGCACACACAUGUAUACACAUACAGCGCACACACACAUACACAGCACACAUACACAUAUGCACACACAGCACACAUACACAUGUACACACAUACACAGCACACAUACACAUGCACACACAGCACACAUACAUAUGUACACACAUACACAGCACACAUACACAUGUACACACAUACAGCACACAUACACACAUGUACGCACAGCACACACAUGUACACACAGCACACAUAUGUACACACAGCACACAUACACAUGCACACACAGCACACACACGUACAUACAGCACACAUACACAUGUACACACAUACACAGCAUACAUACAUGUACACACAUACAGUACACAUACACAUGUACACACAUACACAGCACACAAACAUGUACACCCAUAGCACACAUAUACAUGCACACACAGCACACACACAUACAUAUACAUGUACACACAGCACACAUACAUACACAGCACACAUGUACAUGCACACACAGCACACAUACACAGCACACAUACACAUACAUAUACACAGCACACAUACAGUUGUACACAUACACAUUACGCACAUGUACACAGCAUACACAGCACAUAUACACAUGAACACAUACCCGGCACACACACAGCAUACACAUGUAUGCACAUACACAUGUAUGCACACACAGCAUACAUACACAGUACACAUGUACACAGCACACAUACACAUGUACACACGUACACGUACACACAGCACACAUACACAUAGCACACAGACACCUGUGCACACAUACACAUGUACACACAGCACAUACAGUAGGCAUACACAGCAUACAUAUACAUGUACACACAUAUGCACAGCACACAUACACAUGUACACACACAGCACACUUGCACAUGUAGACACAUACACACAUAUGCAUGUGCCCAGGCACAUACACAGAAGCAUACAUAUGCAGAUACACAAGUACACACGUACACAUGACACAUGCAUAAACAAAUUUGCGACACACAAUACAUGCUUGCACAUAGCACAGAAACACACAUACACACAUGUAGGCAAAGACACACAUAUGCAUGUGCCCAGGCACAGACACAGAAGCAUAUACAUGCACAUACACACACUACUACACACAUGUACACACAACACAUGUGGAAGCAAAUAUUAAACAAUGCAUACACACAGCACAGAAACACACAUAUACAUAUAUACAUGUAAAAUGUGUAAAUACACAAUACCUACACACACACACACACACACACACACACACACACCCUCCUGUAUUGGUCACUGUUCUCUUCUAAGAAGUCUCUGGGAACAUUUUUCUUCUGUUCAUUAUGUGUCUUAGAUGAACUUUUUUGGGUAGAGGAAAUUUUCUCCUAAAAGAAAAAAUUAAUUUUUCUAUACUGGCUAUUCCUGACCUCACCUGGCAGGGAAUUUAUUGUUAAUUAAGCUGUUUAGUUUGAGGUGACCGUGGGGGAAGAGGGAGUGAGAGUCCAGGCUGGGGCAGCCAUAUCUGGGAGGGGACGGUCCUGCCCUGCCAAGGACAGGGAGCUCGCUGAAGCAUUGGUGGCUGGCGUUGUGACUUCCCAUCACUCCCUCCCCUGGGAUGAUCUGUAGGCACUCAGGAUCUGAGUCUUUUUCUUUUGGCCUUUGCCUGCAGUGGAAUUGAAUUUGCAUGUAGAAUGGCAGCUAGGCUGAGGGACCAGAGAAAUCAGCCCACUGCUAGGUCUGGGGAAGGUGAUGGCAUUAUGGAAAGAACAAAUAUGCGGGUGAGGAUGGAGGAGGGAAAGCAGAUGAGACACUUUUCCUUCUCCCCAGGAGCACAGCUGGCACCAUGAAAUGUGCCAUUUCCACAUAUUUUCACACCAAAAAUCCAUGGCCCGUCUGCCUCCAGUGUCAUCGGCUCGCUCUAGUUAAUUCAGCUCACCAGUGUUGGGUGAUGCUGCCCCUCUGAGGCUGGGGGUUGAUGGAGCUGUGUCUGGGGAAUAGGUGUCAUCUUCUCCCAGGGCUACGAGUGAGCCCUUUUAGUGACACGGAACCGUCACUUUCGUCGUUGGUUGGCACCCACUCUUAGUGAGUACUUUCUGUUCCCCGUGGGCCAGGCGUUGUGCUGGGCAUUGGAUAUAGUGGUGACCAAGUCAGAUCAUUUAUAAGAACUGCAAUUGUGAGGAGUGCUACAAGGGUCAGGUGCAGGCAGAGGCUGCCUCUCUAGUGCAUGGGGUGGGGAGAUUGGGCUGCCUUCCAGAGGGGCUGAGCUUUGGGUAGGGACGUGACGAGCUUGCCCCUUGCCCGUGUGUGUGUGUGUGUGUAAAUGUGUGUGCCCACACAUGUUGUAGGAAAGUAUUUUAUCCCUGGGCGUGGCUGUGGUAGCCUGAGCAGAUCUGAGACAGGAGGGCAUCGGGGGAGUGAAGGCAGGCAUGGGUUAGGGAAGGCUGGCUAGGCAAAGUUAGGAAUUUGGGGAUGAUGCCAGGUGCAGUGGAGGUUCCCAGCGGUGGGGGUGUGUUGAACAGGGUAAGUAGCUGAGUUGCUAUUAUUAACCCACUUGGCUGGUUGCCCUGGUGGUGGAGAAUGAACUGGAAGUCCAAGGGUGAAAGUAGAAAGAAACUGGAGUGCUCACAUGCCAGUGUAGAUACCAUUUUACUGAUGGGAAGACCGAGACACCGGCUCUCCGAAGGUAUCCUUGUCCCAUUAGCUGUUACCAGCAAAGACGCAGUGGGGUCUGGCCUUCUGAGUGUGGAGAAGCAGAGGACCUCGGGGGGAACUGGAUGCCUGGAGGCUCCAAGCACCAAGCUUCAGCUCCCCCUGAAUGCCAGCUGCUCAGACUGGGCUGAUGUCAGACCCCCUGUCCCAGCAUCUCCUGGCAUUCUGCGCUCCUUUAAACCGACUCCCACUCCCAUCUCUGUGUGCUCAGCCCCUCCCCUGCUGAUCAGGCUCUCAGCUGAGUCUUAAGGAGGGAAGUGGGCUCCAGGGACAAGGGGUCAUGCCGGCUGUGGUAACUUCACACCACGGGCCCAUUUACAGGUUAGAAAAUGGUUGUUAACGAUGAUGAUGGCGAUGGAUAAUGGAGAGACUGCAUGGGGGAAUUAUUCUUAGACAUAAUUGCCAAACUUCGAAUUCUUUUUUAGCCGUGACAGAGAAAAAAACUCUCCCUUCGCUUUAUGAGUAAGUGAUUUGGUUCAGCUCCUUCUAGAAAAAUUCCAGCCUUAACCCUGUCUAACCCAUCAGUGUGUGUCUGGGAAUAUCCCUAGUUACGCCAUUUCUCUAGUGCUUAAUUUCUUUACCCAGUGCCAGAGGGUCUGCAAGGAUAUGUAUGAGUUUUGCAGUUUAUUAAUUUUGCAUUAAAUAAUUAAUAGUAUAGUUAAUUGAUGAAUUAUUCAAUUUUCAGGUAAAAUGGCAUGAUAAAUAUUCAUAACUUAUUUUAUUAAGGGAAUUUCCAUUUCCUAUAUCAUUAAAUCUAGAUUAACGAAGGCUGAUUUUAAAUGAAGAUUGAAAACAAUUGUGCUUUGGAAUUAAUUUACCAAGUUAAGGUCAUUGCUUUGUGAAUUUACCCCCUGCCAGAAAGUUCGCACUCAUCAUCUGGAAAAGUAUCUGAAUUCACAGAAGUCACGUUGCCAUCAGUUAGGAGAAUUCCCCAGAUCUGCUGGGAACUUCCCGCCAAGGGCACUGACACGACCAGGGUGGAGUGGCCCGAGCGAGGGCCUCUUAUUCCUUCCACUGAGCAGCGGGCUGUUGCUUUGAGCUGCUUGUUGGGAGGAAAUUGUAACACAGUUAUUAACAUUAGUCCAAAUAAGUUGUGAGGCAGGCUUACAUCCCAGGGAAGGAAUGAUAAGGUGCAUAUGCCUUAAAGUUGAAUUUAAAAUAACUUUGGAGCCAGACACGAUGGCUCACACCUGUAAUCUCAGCACUUUGGGAGGCUGAAGUGGGCAGAUCGCUUGAGGCCAGGAGUUUGAGACCAGCCUGGGUAAUAUAGUGAGAUCCCGUCCCCCCAUCUCUACAAAAAUACAAAAAUUAUCUGGGCAUGGUGACACACCUGUGGUCCCAGCCACUCAGGAGGCUGAAAUGGGAGAAUCACCUGAGCCCAGGAGGUUGAGGCUGCAGUGAGCCGAGAUCACGUACUGUGCUCCAGCCUGGGUGACAGAGUGAGACCCUGUCUCAAGAAAUAAAAGGUGGCGGGGGGGAGGGGUUUAGACCUGGUUUAUGUUAAUUUGUAAAACUGCUUAGAGCACAGACCCACUGAGUGGUGCUGAGAAGUUUCUGAGUAUCUUGUAGGCUGCUUACAACUUGCAAAACCCCUUUGGAUCUGGGCUCUCAAUCCUCUUAACAACCUGGCAAAGUAAGCUAAUGUCUAAGGAUAUACUGAGGCAGCGGGAGACAGAGAUGGAGAGAGAGACAGAGAGAGAGGCAGAGACAGAAAGAGACAGAGGAAGAGGGAGAGACAGAGGAGACAGAGAGACAGAGAGAGAGAGACAGAGAGACAGAGGCAGAGGGAGACAGAGGAGACAGAGAGGAGACAGAGACAAAGGAAGAGGAGAGAGAGGUGAGAGGCAAAAGAGAGAGAAAAGAUGAGAGAGAAGAGAGAGAGGGGAGAGAAAGAGGAGAGAGGAGAGGGAGAGGAAGAAGGGAGGAGGAAGAGAAGAAGGAGAAGACGAAAGAGGAGGAUAAGGAGGAAUAGAAGAAUAAGA